AUGAAAAAAACAGAUGCCACUAAGAGUGUAUUGGAUAUAAACUCCGGUCACACUGAUUGUCCUUUCAGGGAAUUCCGAGAUAGCGAACUUUCGGUGGAUUCCUGGGGACUGGGUCCACUGGAUUAUAAAUCUACUUUGCGACUGGCCAAAGGGGUAUCCAGGACUCAUACCGAGCAUGUGUGGGUGGACUCACAGAUCCAACCACUCCCAAGAUCGGUGAUGAAACGUUUGCACGGCUGGGUGAGGGCCGAGGACUUAGCGCAGACUCUGUGGGAGGCAGAAGUUACAAUCUUUGAUGACAACAAUGGUGGGUCGAUGUCCGUAUCAGAUAUUCAGUUUGCUUACUACCCAGUGCUGCAGAUGUCUUCAUUCUGCAGAAAAGUCCUAUCCUAUUGUUACAUACUGGAGAGGGCAGAGGAUUUUACAGUGGAGCAUCAAUGGGAGAACUUCGUAUUUAGCAUACCACCAGAGGGCUGGCGAGCACGCUAUCACAUUUACUCGCCAGGCUUGAAAUAUGGCGGUGGACAGCAACAUCGUCCUACUUUAUCAAAAAACGGCUGCUACCUCGUCAGAUUAUACUAUAUCGGUGCUUGGCGCUGCGUGUGGGUGAGCGACCAGAUUCCAGUCGAUGCGAUGGAUUGCCCGCUGCUGCCUUUUGCACCGUUCUUCAGUCAGAACGCAAAACAGUCAACUCAGACUAAACCACCAGUUCCCUUUAUGUCCAACCCUACUGUUCACCUGUGGCCCCUAUUGUUAUGCAAGGCCCUGUUGAAACUGGCUGCUCCUAGCAUGGAAGAUGUGGAUUCUUCUUUCACUGAAGAUCAAGUCCUUGCUGAAUUUGACAUCCUACAUGCACUCACUGGGGCUUUGAAUUUGACUUACAACUAUGAUGAUGCUGAUCGACUAUGGAAACUAAUUACUUCAGAAGUACCACUUUUUUCAUGGGAUGACGACGAUGAUACCCUAGCAAGCACCAUCAGGCCUAAAGCAAAGAAGCCCAAUGUAAAGGAAACGGCAGUUUUUAGGCAUAGGUCAAUUACAUCAAUUUUCAUUAAAGACACGAGAGAAUUUCCCCCAUAUUACUUACCUGGUAUAACACCAGCUUUUGAGAUGAGUCUACUGGUGACUAUGGCGAGAGACUUGCCGAUAAAGAAACCAUUGCCAGAGCCAGAGGUUGCUCCAUGGAAACACUAUAGAUGGGUAGAUUGGGCUCGGAAUCACGGUUUGUACGAAGCUUAUGAUUGUCCUAGAACGAAGUUUGUUAAAUUAAAUGGCUUACUGAAACUAUCGCAGGCCCCUCACUUGUUGGAUGUUCAGAGUACUGAUUCGAUAACAUUUGGUUUCCGAGAAGAACAAGCUCGAACUAACCCUGCGGUAAGGAAACCUUCGAAGGCUGGUAAAGAAGUUACCCGAUCAUUUACGAAUCAUACGAUGUCUCCACAACUCAAAGAAGAGUUACGCGAAUGGGUUAAAUUUGAUAUGAUAAUGAACGUCUUGAAGAACAUAAGUAUCCUAUGCUAUCCGUCGAUGUUUCAACUUAGUUCCAUAGCCAGCAAUCCUCCGAUCCGCAUUACGAAGGCGCCUCCAAACAAACAGCUUGAUAUCCCCGCAUCUAAAACAUCACCACUAUAUCUUCAGAUAGAUGGACCUGAAGAAAAUGUACUAAAAGUAUCUUGCGGUAUGCUUCAUCCCCGAGUAUUUCUUCAUGCAGGUCUACCAAUAGACUGCUACGUAGAACCUGGUUAUGUGCUUAUAGAGAAAUUCAAGUGGUUCGAAGACUGUGAACUACCAAAACCAAAAGUCUAUUUACAGACUCGAGGAUACGAUGCAACGGAAGUGUCAUUUGAGCCGGGGAGACAUUUUUGUAGAUUAUGGGUUCAUUCGAGAGUUCCAUGGCACGUGAUGACAAUGAGUGAAUCUACAAUAUGUGUGGGCACACGUGACGUUAUCCAAGCAGCCGCAGUGCGCGAGUGUCCGUGGGCGUCAAGGUUCCUAAGCGCCCUUGGCUUGGCUUUCCAGAACUUUGUUCGGAUAAGUAAAUCUGCUACAGUUUUGAAUACAUUCGAUAAGGACUUUUACAGGUCCUACCAACCUGACUUGGAUUGGAACAUUCAAGAAGUUGGUUACGACAAACGUCUACUUCAUUGGAUGUUCCGUCAGGCGUUACAAUCAACGCUGAAGAAAAAACUUGCUCCAUACGAAUAUCGUUUAGUUUGUAUAUUUCUUCAACGUUAUUUGAAGGAUCCUGAUUUUGGACUAUCCAAGGACAUAACACCUUAUGUAUCAACUACUCAAUGGUUGGCCAACGACCCGUGCGACUGUAUGCCGGAAACUGAGGAAUUAGUACUUUACAGAUUUCAAUAUACUGAAAUUACACCUGAAGAUAUAGGCACUGAAUCAUUUAGGCAAACCAUCUGCGAAACAGCUGAAGAGACUUUAUCGUGUGGCCAUCUAAAAACCAUUAGAGAGAUGAAAAUAAGGCGGCAUGAAGCGGCGAAAAAGAUACAAGCGCUUUGGAGAGGAUUUAGGACAAGGAAAAUUAUUGAUGCUCGCGAAACUGUGACGCCAGAGAUCGUGAAAUAUCUAAUGGAUAAUGCGUUUGGUAAUCUGGAAGCUUUAUCAGGGUUGAUGAAUGAAUUCUUCAUUAUGUUCCCUGGUACAAAAAACGCAUACUCCGUAGCCUCUGCAUUGACCGGGACUUUUGGUUUGAAGCAACACACUGGCUCUGCUCAUGUUUCUCCAAAAUGUGUCUGGAUUCCUUUCUUUCAAGUGGUGUUCUAUUGCCACGGUCCUGUUAAAAUCCAUUUCGAUCUCCAAAGUGUAAUUGGAACUAUUAAAAUUAAUUCUAUCAUAGAAGUUUAUGAUAACGAUACAAAAACACUGCUACCACAAGCGUAUAAUACACAUUUCACUUAUAAUUUUAAUCCAAAUAUUAAAGGGUAUACUAUAAUCGGUCAUGGAUCUCUGAAACAAUCACUUAACAUCAACACCGAGGCCCAUUGGCAAUUGAAUGUAAUGUCCAACAUUGCCAACAUCUUUCACGUAUGUGAUAAUGAUGUCGAUGGUUGCAAGGAACAGUCUGUACCCUCGGCUACAAAAGUACAUAUAGAGGAAAUAUAUCUUCCCAAUCAAAGAAACAUUUUAGGUGGCCUACAAAUUUCUGUACACAAACAAGAAACGAUUUGUUUUAGAGCAUCAGUAACAAGUCCGGAUCUAGAAAUAGUAGCUAUACUUAAAACGAAGAAUCGUAGCGGUCAAACACAAGAAGUGGCGAGAUACACUGGCAGAGGAGAGUUGUACUGGCCGUAUAUCAGACUGCAAGGGGAACAGAGACCUACGCAUAAAAUUACCUUACUCACAAAUACGUCUCCUGGCGAUUCAAGUGUGCGUACGACACGUAGUGUGAGAGGUAGUAAACCUACAACCGGGUCACUCAAACAUAGAUCAACUUUCAAGAUUCGAGACCCCAGUCUAACACGGGAUAUAAAUACUUAUAUAAUAGAAGUCCGAGCAUCAAAAGGAUGGCCACUAACAAUACCACAGUGGAGAAGGGUCAUCGAAAUUCAAAGUCAAUCGGGUUAUAAAGAUAUACACAGAAAAACAUUAAGAGAAAAGCAAUCAUUUCAAUCAAGUCUGAAGGAGAAGCGAGACAGUCCGAGGGUGAACGAUCCACUGCCCGGCGAUGCGUACGUUGAGAUGGAGUGCUCGCUGAUCGCUGAAUCCGGGGCGACGGCAUGUCGUGACGAUUCUAGAGAACUAGAGUUUAUUGCUAUAGCGAGGUCCUGGGAUGCCAAAGACCCUGGUAGGAACUUGAGAGGUGCAAAGAUUAGAAAAGAAUUUCGAGAGGAAUACCUUGAUUUGCCAACACCACCUGUUACUGAAAUUGUUGAAGGGAAGUUCAACGAGGUUAUUAUUUGUAUAUUAAGAGUGUUAGACGCCAGCAAUAACGACAAUCAGUUGCACGAAUGGAUGUCUGAUUUUGUCUUCACUGACGAAAGCCAGGAUGCUUCAUCAAGUCGACAACUUCCAACCCCAGCUUCUAGUUCUCCUGGACUUAAAAAGGAUGAGCAUAAAACUUCAAGUAAAUCGUUAGAGGUUAAGGAUGGAGCUAAAUAUCUGACCAUGCCAGAUGUAUUGAAAGACAAAUUCAAGCCUCUAGAUUUUAUACCUCUAUGUACGAGAGAACAAACUGAAGAAGAAAGUAUUGUUAUAACACCAGAAAUGACAGAAGCAUCGAGACGGGCCCGCGACGCGCAGAUGGUGGCUGCGAUAGAGCGCAUGAAUCAACUCCAAGCUUAUUACGAGGCCAAUAUAUUAGAAGUGCAGAAGACGCGAUGCGAUAUACUUGAAAAACUUUUUGUUGAUUCACAAUGGACCCAGGGUUUAAGUGAAGCGUUAGAGGCUAGGGAUCUUACUCUGACCACGGUUGAAUCGAACAAAAAUGCCUCUCUCACACGCAGGAAGCAUGAAUCGAAAACAAAAUAG
Messenger RNA from Papilio machaon (common yellow swallowtail), 4485 nucleotides. RefSeq lists its product as uncharacterized. Gene Ontology annotation, biological process: proteolysis. The transcript is spliced from 28 exons. The record is from RefSeq and is a predicted model, not a curated record. Bases 1 to 4485 code for a protein of 1494 amino acids. Gene Ontology annotation, molecular function: calcium-dependent cysteine-type endopeptidase activity; protein binding. Lineage: Eukaryota; Metazoa; Arthropoda; Insecta; Lepidoptera; Papilionidae.